Messenger RNA from Diaporthe citri, 1926 nucleotides. RefSeq lists its product as uncharacterized. Gene Ontology annotation, cellular component: P-body; nucleus; CCR4-NOT core complex. Gene Ontology annotation, biological process: regulation of DNA-templated transcription; nuclear-transcribed mRNA poly(A) tail shortening. The record is from RefSeq and is a predicted model, not a curated record. The transcript has 4 exons. NCBI's taxonomy places the organism in Eukaryota, Fungi, Ascomycota, Sordariomycetes, Diaporthales, Diaporthaceae. Bases 1 to 1926 code for a protein of 641 amino acids.
AUGGCAGCACGAAAACUGGCGCAGGAGGUCGACAAGACCUUCAAGAAGGUCGCCGAAGGCAUCGAAGAGUUUGACGAGAUCUACGAGAAGAUCGAGCAGUCAAAUAACCCCGCGCAGAAGGAAAAGCUCGAAGACAGUCUGAAGCGGGAGAUAAAGAAGCUGCAGAGGCUACGAGACCAGAUCAAGACAUGGGCAGCCAGCAACGACAUCAAGGACAAGGGUCCUUUGAUAGAGCACAGGAGGCUGAUUGAGACGCGAAUGGAAAAGUUCAAGGCCGUGGAGAAGACGAUGAAGACAAAGGCGUUCUCGAAAGAAGGACUGUCUGCUGCUGCGAAACUGGACCCUAAGGAGAAAGCCAAGCUCGAGGCCAGCGACUUCCUCGGCUCACAGAUCGACGUACUGGAGGAACAGAUUGAAAAAAUGGAGGCCGACAUGGAACUAUUACAAGCCGGCAUGAAGAAGGGGAAGAAAGCCAAGAAAGACGACGCCGAACAAAUAGCCAACAUCGAGACCGUCAUCGAGAAACACAAGUGGCACCAGGGCAAACUUGAGCUGAUCCGGAGGUCACUGAUGAACGGCGGCGUUGAGGCAGACCAGGUGUUUGACCUCAAGGAUUCCAUACGGUACUACGUCGAGGAGGGGACGUCGCAGGAAUACAUGGACGACGAGGAGAUGUACGACGACCUGAAUCUCGAGGAGGAAGAGGACGUCUUCGGUAUGAACCAGGAGAACGACAAGAUCUCCAGUCAAGACAACCAAUCGGUGCAGGACGACGUGACGGAGACGGAGGGCAGGUCCUCAAGCGCCGCAGCAAAAGGAAAGGAGAAGCCAUCAGCAGAUGCUGGAAGCUCAGCAACGAGCAGGAAGCCAUCUUCGCAACUCAAAUCGCCCCUGCCAACCCUCGCAACUCUCUCGGCUCCGUCAUUACCGACCAUCACGGGCCCCAUACCGGGCAAUAAUGGCAUGAAACCGGCGUCCUUGCCAACGAGACCGCCCGGGGAGGGACUGAAAUAUGCGUCUGCGGCAGCGGCAGCGGCAGACAAAAACAACGUGGGAAUCGCACCGCUACCACCCCCACCGAGCGCACACCCGGCAGUCGGCAUUUCUUCAUUAGCAAACCAGUCCAAGACGAGUUCCACAAGUUCACCGAGCAUCUCGUCAGCGCAGAUAGCCGCACCUCUGCCACAACAAGUGGAGGCAAAACACCCGCCAGCCGCCCCUGCAGCCCCCGCGAGUGCUCCCGCCCCAGCAGUCUCCACGCCAAAACCCGAGGCCGCCAAGCCGGCGCCUUCUCGUGCAACAGGCAAAGCAUCGGCGGUUCCAGAGCCAUCUGAGGCACCGAAAGCACCUCAUACAAACGGCGUCACCAACGGUGUCAAAUCUGCUGAGCCAGAGCCGGAAGAGGAGUCGAUAUACCACCUCCCGUCUUCUCUGGAUGACCUCGUCGAAUCAUGGGAGGCAACGAAAGCGAAUCCUACCGCACCUGCCACGUCGCCCUCGGCGCAACGAUUGCUUGCGGCUUCUAGUAAAAUGGCCCCUGACGUUGCGGACGCGGAGCCACCUCGCAACUAUUAUCCCGAAAGCUACUGGAACACGAACAAGACAUGGCCCAAGGAGCCGCUCCAGAUAAUGGACAACCCGCAGCUGUACCAGCCGACCAAAGUGGACAAUGAUACCCUCUUUUAUGCCUUCUACUACAAACAGGGGACAUACCAGCAGUACUUGGCCGCUAAGGCGCUCAAGGAUCAGGCAUGGCGGUUCCACAAACAGUACCAGACGUGGUUCCAGAGGCACGAAGAGCCCAAGAACAUCACCGAGGAGUUUGAGCAAGGCACAUACCGAUUCUUCGACUACGAAUCAACGUGGAUGAACCGCAGGAAGGCCGAUUUCAAAUUCGCCUACAAAUUCCUCGAGGACGAAGUCUAG